AUGAGGAUCUUCAAGGACGCUCUGACAAACGCCGAGGUCUUCUGCGACAACGACAGGCCCGUGGAAGUCGAGGGCGACAUUGUGUACAUGCUGAAGGGCAGCUACAUUGAGGUGGGCGGCGAGGACUACGGCAUCUCGGCCAACGUGGACGAGGACGCCGGCGAGGGCGCGGUGGGCGAUGUCGAUGACUCCAAGAAGCAGGUCAUUGAUGUGGUGCACAACAACCGCUACACCGAGACCAACUACGACAAGAACUCGUACAUGGCGCACAUCCGUAGCUACAUGAAGCAGCUCCUGGAGAAGAUUGAGGACGCGGAGGAAAAGAAGAAGUUCCAGGCCAACGCCGCGGCGUUUGUGAAGAAGGUGAUCAAGGACAUUGACGAUUACCAGUUCUUUAUUCCCGAGGGCAACGAGGAGGACCCCGACAACGGCAUGAUUGUGCUUUGCAAGUGGGACGGCGAGGUGCCGUACUUCUACUACUGGAAGGACGGUGUUAGGGGAGAGCGUGUGUAA
Trypanosoma rangeli is the source of this 513-nucleotide messenger RNA. Its product is annotated as IgE-dependent histamine-releasing factor. Gene Ontology annotation, molecular function: calcium ion binding. Lineage: Eukaryota; Euglenozoa; Kinetoplastea; Trypanosomatida; Trypanosomatidae. The transcript has a single exon. The coding region runs from base 1 to 513 and encodes 170 amino acids. Gene Ontology annotation, cellular component: cytoplasm. The record is from RefSeq and is a predicted model, not a curated record.